Messenger RNA from Carica papaya (papaya), 192 nucleotides. RefSeq lists its product as uncharacterized. NCBI's taxonomy places the organism in Eukaryota, Viridiplantae, Streptophyta, Magnoliopsida, Brassicales, Caricaceae. The record is from RefSeq and is a predicted model, not a curated record.
AUGGGUGAAGAGGGAAUUGAGGAACGAGAAUUCUAUCCCAAGGACCCACCAUGGUUUCGAACGUGGAUGAUACCGAUCUUGGUAGCAUCUAUUUUUGGUUUUUUAGGUAUUAUUGGUAUAUAUCACCGGUGUCGUUCUUGUCGUCAAAGAGAAAAAUCACCAAGCAUUCAUCCAAUUACAGAUAGUCCUUGA